Nicotiana tabacum (common tobacco) is the source of this 309-nucleotide messenger RNA. NCBI's taxonomy places the organism in Eukaryota, Viridiplantae, Streptophyta, Magnoliopsida, Solanales, Solanaceae. The record is from RefSeq and is a predicted model, not a curated record.
AUGGCUUCUUUGAACUUGUUUUCCCCACCAAUUCCAAUUACCCAAAGAAGAGUAUUAGUAUAUACUAAAGCUACAUCAGCAAAAAGCUCAGGUGGAAGCAGUGAGGAGAAGUCAAUUCUAGACUUUGUACUUGGGGCAAUAACAAAAGAAGAUCAAUUAUUAGAAACUGAUCCAAUCUUGAAAAAAGUUGAAGGUAAGAGUACUGGCACCACUACUAUCAGCAGCAAGAAAUCAGUUUCUUCACCUCCUAAGAAGAAUUCCGAUGGCGGUUUCGGAGGGUUUGGCGGCCUCUUCGCGAAGAAAGAAUGA